AUGAAAUACGCAAGUUGUGCCUUGGCUCUGCUGCUCUGCAUCAUUUUGGAUUUUUCAAGCUGUUAUGACCAAGGCAUAUUUUUUAGAGAAAUAGAAAUUCUAAAGGACUAUUUUAAUUCAAGCAGUUCAGAUGUAGCGGAUGGAAAGCCUCUUUUUGUAGACAUUUUGAAAAACUGGAAAGAGGAGAGUGACAAAAAAGUAAUCCAGAGCCAAAUCAUCUCCUUCUACUUUAAACUCUUUGACAACUUGAAGGACAACCAGAUCAUCCAAAGGAGCAUGGACACCAUUAAGGAAGAAUUGUUCAUUAGGUUCUUCAACAGCAGCACCAAUAAACUGAAUGACUUCAUCAAUGUGACUCAACUUCCGGUAAAUGAUGUGCUGGUCCAGCGCAAAGCGAUGAGUGAACUCAUCAAAGUGAUGAAUGAUCUGUCACCAAGAUCUACCCUAAGGAAGCAAAAAAGGAGUCGGUGUUGUUUUGGGCUUGCAGGUCAUAAAAAUAAGGCUCAUCCUGCCAGAAGCUUUUGA
Messenger RNA from Perognathus longimembris pacificus (Pacific pocket mouse), 525 nucleotides. It is a transcript of the gene Ifng, whose product is annotated as interferon gamma. The transcript has 4 exons. Gene Ontology annotation, biological process: immune response. Gene Ontology annotation, cellular component: extracellular region. Lineage: Eukaryota; Metazoa; Chordata; Mammalia; Rodentia; Heteromyidae. Gene Ontology annotation, molecular function: type II interferon receptor binding. The record is from RefSeq and is a predicted model, not a curated record. Bases 1 to 525 code for a protein of 174 amino acids.